Molecule: messenger RNA, 5557 nt
Organism: Paramuricea clavata
Lineage: Eukaryota; Metazoa; Cnidaria; Anthozoa; Malacalcyonacea; Plexauridae
Source: the annotation of a GenBank genome assembly
GAGACCAAGCAAAACCUACAAGACCUACAAGAAGGAAUUGUGAAAGAAUAGGUGGCUCGAGAGCUCAAAAUAACAUUGAUAUUAAUAAAGCAUUACAGUAAAGGCAGACCUGCUGUGGUAUGUGUUAAUAUACAUAUUGAACGUUACGUACUCUUGUCUUGUACAGUAUAUAUGUAAUAAUUAUAUUAUGUAUAAAAGAGCUGAAUGUCGCUCGGUCGUGCUUCUUUAAUAAAAUAGAACAUCAAGUCAUUCAGCAAGCAUUAUAUCCACUGCAGUAGCAAGAAUUACAUUGCUUGAAUCCAAUUUAAAAGGCCUUUAAAUUUCAAAUUUUGUAAUCCCUUUUAACAAAAUCAAUUAAUUUUGUUCAUUUGAGGCAUAUUGAACCUGAUUGUUUUAAUUAAACCAUAUGUAAAUUAUGUAAGACUAUAGUAAUUAUAAUUACUUCCAUCAAAUCCCCCUUAAGCAAGUCUGCAUGCCAUGUAUCACACUGGUGGUCUUCAUUGUGAGAAUCAAAAUUUACUAGACUGUCAACCCAAGGUAGAACACAAGUUCAAUUGAGUGACUUGGAAUUUGAGACAAGAAUCAAGUUAUUUCAGUAUCUAUCAGUAAUUAUGGCAAACACAAGUUGAUCAGUGAGGGACCAUUAAGAUGCCUGGGCUGACUGUCUUGAACACAUUUUGCAUGUUAAACCGUUGAAUGAUCUCACCCCAUAUCUAUGCUUGUAUUCCUGUUUUUAAAAUAUACAAGUUAAGCAGUUGUAUGUUUCAGGUAUAGUUGUAUUCCGUAUCAAUCUACAGCUUCCCUGAUCUGUUUAUCACUCAGUUGAUUAGUUGAAAGGAAAAUAGUCAAAAUAAAUUGAAGUAUUUUUAAAGCUUUUCGAUUGACUAUCCUUGUCAGUCCAGUUGACUUUAUUCAGUAUUUGACCCAAUUUGUGUUAAAUCAUGUAUCGGUACUCUGAAAAUCGUGAUUUGAGUUCACCUUAAUCAGUCGAGCUGUGUCAAUGACCUAAUUGAAUAUAAAAAACACUGGGAAUAUUUACUAUGUACUAGCAUAUUUAAUUAUUGUAAUAGUAUACAUUGGUGCAGUCGUGAACAUAUGUAAUGCCUCAGACUCCUGCCCUGAAGUAGCUAGUGCCAAUGAGCAGUGCCGGAUCAACCAUAUGGCAGAAGCAGCAUAUGCCAUGUGGGCCCCAUGCUUUUGGGGGCCCCACACUUAAUCAUUUUGAAUUUUUUGUUCCCUGUUUCGAUGCGAGGCCCAAACAAACAUAAAGACAACAGAUAUAUACUUUUAGGUUUUUACUUGUCACAGAUAAUAUUUAAAUUGCUGAUACUCAUUGUGUCACUUAAUUUUAGUUCAAAUUGUUGAUGUAUAUUUCUUUUUUUUUGUAAAUGCACAGCAGGAUACAAUGCAUGGAUACAAAAGGAUAUUUUUAUAUUUUUGAAUCUUUCUGAAUUCAGUGUUUAAAAUGCCAUUGGGGGGGGGGGGGUAGUUAAGGGGCCCCCGUGCUGAUAAUAUGGCACAGACCAUGAAAAAUGUUAAUCCGGCCCCGCCAAUGAGUGCAUUAAUUAUGUACAGUAUGGAAGCACUUAGUAAUCUAAAGUUUGUAUGCCAGCAAGCAGGGCCACAGAGAGGACGUUGCAUGGGGUUUGGGGCAAAACGUUUCUUUUUUCCUUAACUGAACACGAGGUCUGUACAGAGAAAUAUCGGACCACUUGAGGUCUUUUUUGUACAGACCGAACCCGUAGCUAGGGUGAGGUUUGUUUUAGAAAAGAUCAUUUUCGAGGUCUGAUAUUUCUCUGUACGUACCGAGCAAAAUAGAAUAGAAUAGAAUAGAAACUUUAUUUCACGAGGGAAAACGCAUUAACCAUUAUAAGUUAUCUAACAUACUGUAUGGCCCUCGCACUAUUUUGAUAUUUACAGGCAUAAAAAGUAAUAAUUAAAGAUUACGACUAUUUACAUAUGAGAAAAAAAUAAUUAGUAAUGAAUACAAUUACAAUUUAGUAAAUAUUUACAAUUUAUACAAAAUAGAUCUUCGGUAUGGUUAGUAACGGUCAAGCAAGGUUAAUAAUUAAAACGUUUAUUAUAUGGUAUUUAAUUAUACAUGAAACAAACAAGAACUGAUGCAUGUUUUGAAAUGCAUAUUAGUAGCGUAGUACACAUUUGGUCGAAGAAAACAAAAAAACCCAAUGUAUUCCUUCUUUUACAAAAAAAAAACAUUCGCAGAUAUCUUAUUAAUAACAACUUCAAUUAUAAUUAUUUUCCAAUUUUCAAUUAGUUUUGCUGUUUUGUUUCAAAAUGCAUGAGUUUGUUUUUACGUAAUGGACCGGACUAGACCAUUACAGGAAAAUAAUGGACCGCUGAAAUUAAGUGCUUCUCAACCAAUCGCAGUCCGCCAUUUCACCCGAAGUGAUGCUUGCCACAUAAUAAAAUCUGAUAACGCCCCCAAGGUUGCCUCCGCUUGAUAUUCGGUGGUGUGUCUGAAAGUGAAAGAAAGAAAACAGAUGGCUGUUGUCGGCAUACCUAGUUGCAAACCGUUAUCUUCGAUAUUAUAUGCAGACAAACGUUAAUUCCAUAAAAAACUGGUUUUGCACUUGUCUAGUUAUCAGAUGAGAAAAUCAUUGCAUGUCUUGCCACUUUAUUAAUUCUCUUGCGCCGGCAACGCAAUUAAAUUUGACCCGUUGCAUUGCCCACGCGAGAAAAAAUCGUACGUGUAACCUGGGCUUUACUGUUUAUUGCGUUUUUGCCCCAAUUGCAACGUGUCCUCGUUUGCGUAUUUUAACAUGGCAGGCGCACACGAAGGUUAUAUUCCACCAAUAUGUUUCUCUUUGAUUUUGAACCGAAUCACCAACCUGGAAAUAACUACAUGAAAACGGGGCCAUUGGGGCAAAGGUGUAAUAAAUAGACAAGUGUACAUUGCUCAAUUAUAGUCAUUUUGUGGAUCCAAAAAUUCGACUUUAUAGAGAUGUUCCGUAUACCAAUAGACCGAAAAUCCCUUCAUUUGCAAGAUACUAGCGGAACAAUAGUACGGAAAGCUCCAUUGUGUUUUAAUUGUUUUGUACUCCAUGCCGUUCAUUCACCCAUUUUGACAUUUUUAAUUUUAAACAAAAUCCUUAUGAAUCCAGUAAAUAUACAUAUAUUUCGGAAUGACAGUUCUUCAGUUGAUUCGAAUUACUCUCAAUAGUGUUGUUGGUUCCUUCACUAAAUAGUUCUGGUUCACUAAGUUCUUUCUUUUUAUUAUCUGCAUGGGGUCACUACCAGGAACUGACAAGAACUGACACUCUUACAGCCAGUGGCCCAGUUUGCUCAUCGCCGAGCAUGCGUAUACUGUACAUGCUAUCGUGUACUGAAUGUUAAUGAGACGAACUACGAAAUUAUAUUUCAGAAUAUAGUCGGCAAAGUUUUUAAUUUAUUGAUAGGUUAAGGAAAGGCUAAAGGCCGCAAAACAAAUAUUAGGUAAUUCGGCAAUAAAUAAAUGAAGAACACUUUAAACGUACAAUUUAAAGAUGAUGUCCACUCCUGUGCACAUGCGCGAACUUUGUUUACGUUUUAAACUACUAUAUUUGUAAAAUAUGAUUCGCUAUACUUGUAAAUGAAUAUAAACUAUACGUUUCAAUUCAAUUCAAAAAAGUUCGAAAGAUGCAACAUUUGGGCAAUAUUAAUGUUUAUAUCUGGGGGUCCCCCUUCGUUCUGGGCAUCAGUUCUGCUCAUAACAGAGUGGACAUCAUCUUUACUAGCCUUAUUUUGUUGCAAAUAGAUGAAAGUAAAACAAAACAAAAAAGCCAGCGAAAUUGUUUGACUGAGCCCACGAUGUCAUGCAAUGAAUACUCUGUGUCAUGUCCAUUAUUUUUCUAUGCCAUUUCUGAUCGUGCCUGUGUCCGGUGUCCCCAUCCAAAACUGGUGGAGAACGCCUGGUUGCAUGGUGUGAGAAAGGCUAGUGUACUUUUGACGUUCAAAAUUUAAAAGCAAAUUGGUCGCUUGAAAAGUUAUAUAAAGAAUACAUAGAAUAUGGCCAUACUGCAGAUAGGUAUACAGUAAAAUCCCGCAUAAGAACCUUUUUUCCAGCGUUAGCCUAAACAUGUACAGGUUCUUAUGUAAAUGUGCUUACCAGGAAAUUAAGCUGAACAGGUUCUUAAUUUAAAUAAGUUCUUAUUUUUUUAAGAGAAAAGCGACACAUUUUAGGGAGGUAUGAUAUAUGAUUUAUAUAAAUUGAUAAUGAGUAUACAUUCGAAGUCGCAUACUAUAAACUAUCACUAACAAUAAACCAUUAACGAUACUUUCCUUAUGAAGUUUAUUUUAUUUUCAUGCCAGGAUCUAAAUAAUAUGAGUAUUACACAAGAAGAUAUGGCUGGAAAGGUUUGUCUGGUCACUGGAGCAUCUCGUGGGAUUGGAAAGGGAAUUGCUGCUGUGCUAUCAAAAGCUGGAGCAACAGUUUAUAUCACAGGUAGCGGCUAUAUACUGUAUGUAGAUCAUAGAAUGUGCUGUUCCAUUUAAUAUGUGCCGCCGCCCCAUAUUGAAGAGUCUGGAUACCCAAUGGGGAGGACGGGGUCUUUACCUUAAAUUUUCCUAGAGGAUAGCUUGAGACUGAUUUUUUAAAAAUGGCACAAAUGAGGUGUUUUCAUUGGUGAUAUCCAAGAGGGAAAAGCGAUAUCCUAAAGGGGUUUGUAAGAUAUCCUCUGGGGUAACUUUCACAAAUUGCAUCCAAGGGGGUUCCAAAUUUUUAUAUCCUGAGGGAUUAUGAAGGAACCCCUCAAUAGGGGGGUGCCCAUAUUAAAUGGAAUAGCCCAAUAGAUACUAUUUAAGCCUGGUUUUCAUAUGGUCGUAAUGUUCAUAAAAAUAGAGUCACGAUCUUUCUCAACCGCCAGUUUGUAAUAUUAUAGUUUAUACUUGUAAUAUAGUUUAUAAUUAUAGUUUGUACUUGAGUACAUAACACCAGCACACACACAAAGAAAUGAGACUAGUAUUCCCUAUUCUAAUCACUCCACGUAUUUUCAGUUCUAAAAUUUUGUAUUUCGCUUGAUGAGAAAGAUCGUGACUCAGUCUUUACGACCAUAUGGAAACCAGGCUUUAGAUCUGUAUUAUUUAUAUGCUAUAGAUAGCCGACAGAUUAAUAUGGGCCUUUAUAUGUGGAUUGGAUUGGACUUGAUCAACAGGAUAGUUAGUUGAGUUUAUGCAUAUAGUUGUAUGAGAAUCACAUUCUCGGACAUGCCAAUAAUUCAGUAUAGUUAGUUAUACCGCUUAAUUGUUAGCAAGAAGCAACUCGCUGCGAGUGCAUUAAUCCAAUCACAAUGCUGAACAGUUUAUUUUAAUUAGAUGCAAGUACUUGCAAAAGCUUUGCGAGUUCACUCAGUGCAAUUAGUGGAGAAAAGCCUUGCGAAAUUCAAUUUUUAGUUUCGGCCAUUUGUACACCUAAAGUUCACUAUUUAUACGUUCAAUCCAUUAAUUUUAAGUAUUUAAUUUGUAGGUCGUUCGGUCAACAAGGAAUUCCAAGAUGAGGUAUCAAACUACUAUCAAUAACUAUAAUAGUUCGAAACAAGUAAUAUAAUACUGUAGUUCGAGA